CGGAAUGUAAUCAAGGGCCCACCUUCAGAUUCAUGAAUCUCCUCCCAUCUCUCUCUUCCCAGUAAAGAAGUAAUACUUUCUUCUGCAACUCUACUACCUUCCUUCCGGUUGUCUCUCUUUCACACUCUUCACCUUCUUCAAUUUUCCGAUUAACGACAAUACUCUAACCAAUAAUUAAUCUUCCCUCUUUGUUUUUUUCCUAUUAAGGUUCCGGUAACUUUCACUGAACUCAACCUCGCUGCUUUUUAGCUCGCCGCUCCACUCUCUUCAAUUUGCCGAUUUCAUUCCACCGAAUCGAUUUUUUCUUCGUUACCGUAACGUGUGGAAAAGGAAUGGCUGGAAGAGUUGUCCCUGCUAAAACCACUGAAUCUUUUGAAUAUGAGCUUUUGGAAGGUGAGGAUGACGACAGCCUUAGGACUGUUGUAGCAACAUCUAAUGAGACCACUCCGUGGAUUGACCCUUCAACAUUGAAACUUAGACAUAGGAUUGGGAGAGGGCCCUUUGGCGAUGUUUGGAUAGCAACUCAUCAUAGAUCAACCAAAGAUUAUGAUGGGUGUCAUGAAGUGGCCGUAAAAGUUUUACAUCCAAUUAAUCAGGAUUACAUCAGGGCUUUUCUAGAUAAGUUUGAUGAUUUAUUUUCCAAGUGCAAAGGUGUAGAUGGUGUUUGUUCUCUGCAGGGAGUUUCAAUUAUAAGUGGAAAGGUAUGUAUCAUUAUGAAAUUAUAUGAUGGAUCAGUGGGUGAUAAAAUGGCUCGCCUCAAAGGGGGCAAGCUCUCAUUGCCUGAUGUUUUAAGGUAUGGGAUCAAUUUGGCUCUGGGGAUUAUGGACUUGCACUCAAAAGGGUUCCUGGUUCUUAAUCUUAAACCAUUCAACUUCCUUCUUACUGAAACUGACAAAGCAGUUCUUGGAGAUGUUGGUAUUCCUUUUCUACUCCAUGGAAUUCCAUUGUCCAGCUCAGAUAUUGCACACAAACUUGGAACUCCAAGCUACAUGGCUCCUGAACAAUUGCAACCAGAAGUGGGAGGUCCAAUAUCCUUUGAGACUGAUUCAUGGGGAUAUGCAUGCAGUAUUGUGGAGAUGCUCACUGGAAUCCAGCCUUGGCGUGGGAAAUCAGCUGAUGAAAUCUGCAAUCUGGUUGUUAGUAAGCAGGAAAAGCCAUUUAUUCCAAGUGGCCUUCCUUCUCAAUUGGAAAAUAUUCUCCUUGGUUGCUUUGAGUAUGACCUCAGAAUGCGUCCUUUAAUGACAGACAUAUUGGAUGGUUUAAAGAGCUUGCAAAAUGGGAUGCAUGAUGAUGGACGCUGGAUGAAUCUGGAGAACAAAACAGUCUUAGACAAAUCAAGUAGCAGAAAUGGUUACACAGAGUGGUUUCUAAUGAAGGAUCAAUUGCGAGUAGGUGAUACAGUGCAUUCAAGAAAGCCUCCUAACUCCUGCAAAGCUGAAAAUAUGCAUGUUCCAGAGGGAACAGUGGUUGGUUUGGAAUCCAAUACAGAUAAAAAUGGUGGUGGUUUCGUUUUGGUAAGGGUCCACGGCAUCCAUGAUCCAUUAAGAGUUCAUGUUUCAACGCUAGAGCGGGUGACUCUUGGAUUAGCUGCUGGGGAUUGGGUGCAUCUGAAGGAGGAAAACAAAAGGCACUCACCAGUUGGCAUCCUUCAUUCCAUAGAUCUUGAUGGAACUGUUGCUGUUGGAUUUAUAGGUCUGGAAACUUUAUGGAAAGGGAAUUCUUCAGAGCUUCAAAUGGCAGAAUCUUACUAUGUUGGUCAGUUUGUUAGACUGAAAUGUAAUAUUCUUAGCCCUCGCUUUGAAUGGCCUUGUAAAAAGGGUGGAGCUUGGGCUGCAGGGAGAAUUCACCAGAUACUACCAAAUGGGUGCCUUGUUGUCAAAUUCCCUGGCAGAUUGAUUUUCGGAGAGGAGUCCAUCAGGUUUUUGGCUGAUCCAGCCGAGGUGGAAAUGGUUACUUUUAGGAAUUCACCGGGGAUUGUGAAAAAGUAUCAACAUCUUGAGGAUUUUCACUGGACUGUGAGACCCCUUUUGGUUGCGUUUGGACUGUUCACAGCCAUGAAGCUGGGUAUUUUCAUUGGAAGGAAAGUGGGGAGGUCAAAACUGAAGAAGCGACAGGGCCACACAACUCAGAGUGAUCUGCAGUACAUGGACAACCAGUCUGCUGACAACACAGCUUGGCUUCCACCACAGAUGACAAAUCUUUUCAGGGAAGAUGCUGCUCGGUAGUUUCCAUGCUUCAAUUCCUUAACCUAGAAAGUGGAUCUAUUGAAGUUACAGGAGGAACUAGUACUGCUGCUAAAUGGUUGUCUAAUUUUAUUUCAAACGGAUAGCAGUUUCAAAGUUGAUGUACUUAAGCUACUCCACUGCACCCAAUCAUUUGUUGAUUGUAAGGUGUUCGAAUGAUGGGUGCUAACUGGCUGGUUUGGACCUGAAAAAAUUGUUUUAGCAUUUGGUUUCUGUAAAGGUUAUUCUACAGUUUCUGUAAAGGAUUUGCUUUUCAAGCUGAACUUUGGUAAUAAGAGUUCAGUGAAGGGAAGAAACGCCGAAAUAAUUUCACUCAUUAGGC
This is a messenger RNA of Rubroshorea leprosula, 2565 nucleotides long. The record is from the annotation of a GenBank genome assembly. NCBI's taxonomy places the organism in Eukaryota, Viridiplantae, Streptophyta, Magnoliopsida, Malvales, Dipterocarpaceae.